This is a messenger RNA of Doryrhamphus excisus (bluestripe pipefish), 6182 nucleotides long. It is a transcript of the gene rock2a, whose product is annotated as rho-associated, coiled-coil containing protein kinase 2a. The record is from RefSeq and is a predicted model, not a curated record. Gene Ontology annotation, molecular function: Rho-dependent protein serine/threonine kinase activity; ATP binding; small GTPase binding. NCBI's taxonomy places the organism in Eukaryota, Metazoa, Chordata, Actinopteri, Syngnathiformes, Syngnathidae. Gene Ontology annotation, cellular component: cytoskeleton; centrosome; cytoplasm. Gene Ontology annotation, biological process: cortical actin cytoskeleton organization; positive regulation of centrosome duplication; mitotic cytokinesis.
GGGGUUAUGGGUAAUGGUGUUCUUUCUGUUGACGGUGGGAGGAGGGAGAUUCCAGACUGUGUAUGUGUGUGUACGCGAGUCAGUAUGUAGAUGUGAUGAUUGUGUGGCAGUUGGACUUUCCAUUCCAGGGAAACAACAAGAACUUUUUUGCAACAUCAAGCGAGAAGAAAGGAGACAAGAAGGCAGUUUGUGAGGUGUUGGAAAAUGCGAGAAGGACUCCAGGAAGAGACAGCAUGCCUAUUAAAUAUUGAGCGCGGGAGAGCAGACAUUGUUAUCGUGUCUCCUUCGCGACACUUGUGGCACCGCCGAGUAUAAACUCCCAGGCGAACGGACGUGUAACUUUCUUGAAUGGGUUGAAUUGAAGCGUUUUGUCUUCGAAACGCGAGUCUGAGGCAUUUCCAGACGUUCAAAAAAGGAAAGGGGAGGCGAAGGGGCUUCAAGAAAACGCCCUGUUGCCGUUUGCCUGUUAUCUCCAACUCAAACUUUAUCUUCGACUUGGGAAAAAAAUGCUGGAGGUGAGACGUUAUGUGGAAGGCUAUCUUUGUUGGCUGAACGGCUAAGUGCCUUCUUUCUACAAGUUUGGGGAACACGCUUUGCUUUGGGAAUAUUUGAUUUCAUUGUUGCACACAAUUCCCGUCGGAGGCUAUCUGGGUGGGCUGGGAGCUCCAAGGCUGCUCCUUUAGGCCCCACGAAUAACCAAGUUUCACAUGUAAACCCAUACAAUCAGUGGAAAAAAACCCCACCAUUCUUCAUAUUAUAGUACCAGUGACAUUACAGACAUGUCUCAGGGCGCCGAGAGGAGGAUGGAAACCCGACUGAAGAAGUUGGAGGACAUGAUGAGAAACCCCAGGUCUGCCUUAAACCUGGAAAGUUUGCUGGACUCCAUAAAUGCUCUAGUCUUAGAUUUGGACUACCCUGCACUACGCAAGAAUAAAAAUAUUGAAACCUUCUUAAAUAGAUAUGAGGCCGUCAUAAGUCAAGUUCGAGAGCUCCAGAUGAAGUCAGAUGACUUCGACAGAGUUAAAGUUAUUGGUCGAGGAGCUUUUGGUGAGGUUCAACUGGUCAGGCAUAAAGCCUCCCAGAAAGUCUACGCCAUGAAGCUUCUUAGCAAGUUUGAGAUGAUCAAACGCUCAGACUCUGCCUUCUUCUGGGAAGAAAGGGACAUCAUGGCCUUUGCCAACAGUUCAUGGGUGGUGCAGUUGUGCUGCGCCUUCCAAGAUGAGCACUACCUCUACAUGGUGAUGGAGUACAUGCCCGGAGGGGACCUGGUCAACCUCACCAGUACCUAUGAUGUGCCAGAGAAAUGGGCCAAGUUUUACACGGCGGAGGUGGUGAUGGCACUGGAUGCUAUUCACUCGAUGGGCUUCAUCCACCGCGAUGUCAAGCCAGACAACAUGCUGCUGGACAGACACGGACACCUGAAGCUUGCAGACUUCGGCACCUGCAUGAAGAUGGAUUCUACUGGUAUGGUGCACUGUGACACAGCAGUUGGAACUCCUGACUACAUCUCUCCUGAAGUAUUGAAAUCCCAGGGAGGUGAUGGGUGUUAUGGCAGAGAGUGUGACUGGUGGUCUGUUGGGGUCUUCAUCUUUGAAAUGCUUGUUGGUGACACGCCUUUUUAUGCUGACUCUCUGGUGGGAACCUACAGUAAGAUCAUGGACCAUAAAAACUCCCUCAACUUCCCUGAUGAUGUGGAGAUAUCUAAAGAUGCCAAGAAUAUAAUCUGUGCCUUUUUGACUGACAGGGAGGUGCGAUUGGGCCGGAAUGGUGUGGAUGAGAUCAAGCGGCACCCAUUUUUUAGGAAUGACCAGUGGACCUUUGACACCAUCAGAGGCACGGUUGCACCUGUGGUCCCUGAACUAAGCAGUGACAUAGACACCAGUAAUUUUGAUGAGAUUGAAGAUGACAAGGGUGAUGUGGAGACGUUCCCAACACCCAAGGCUUUUGUUGGAAAUCAGCUUCCCUUUGUUGGCUUCACCUACUUCAAAGAAGACCAGUUACUAAAUUCUUCCAACAACUCCUCAGUUAUUAAUGAUAAUUCAAAGGUAGAGACAGCAUCAUCGUCUACAGCGCUCCAGAAAAAGCUUCAUCAUUUUGAGGUACAACUGAAUAAUGAGAAGCAAGCCAAAGAUGAUCUAGAGCACAAAUUCAGAGCUGCCACAAGUCGUAUGGACAAAAUCUCCAAAGAACUUGAAGAAGAGGUGACCAGCAGGAAGAAUUUGGAGUCAAAUUUGAGGCAGCUAGAAAGGGAAAAGGCCCUUCUGCAGCACAAGAGCCUGGAGAGCCAUCGCAAAGCUGAGAGCGAAGCUGACAGGAAACGCUGUCUGGAAAAUGAAGUCAACAACCUCCGUGACCAGCUUGAUGACUUAAAAAGAAGAAAUCAGAAUUCACACAUUUCCAAUGAGAAGAAUAUUCAUCUGCAGAAACAGCUGGAAGAAGCCAACACAUUUCUACGGGCUGAAUCUGAGUCUGCGACGAGGCUGCGUAAAGCUCAGACAGAAAACAGCAAACAGCUGCAGCAGCUGGAGAUCAACGUGCGCGAGCUGCAGGACAAAUGCUGUCUGCUGGAACGCAGCAAGUUAAGCCUGGAGAAGGAAUGCAUCAGCCUACAGGCCGCCUUGGAGACAGAACGUAGGGAGCACAGCCAGGGGUCAGAGACCAUCAGUGACUUGAUGGGGCGUAUUUCUGGCCUGGAGGAGGAGGCACAUCAACAGAGACGAGCUCUUUCCAAAGUGGAGACAGAGAAGAGGCAUCUUCAGGAGAAACUAACUGACCUGGAGAAGGAAAAGAGCAACAAGGAGAUUGAUUUGACUUACAAGCUGAAGGUGCUGCAGCAGGAGCUGGAUCAGGAGGAGAGCUCUCAUAAAGCCACCAGGGCAUUGCUGGCUGACAAGAGCAAGAUAAAAGUAACCAUUGAGGGUGCCAAAUCAGAGUCCAUGAAGGACAUGGAACAGAAGCUGGCAGAGGAACGAGCAGCCAAACUGCGACUGGAGAACAGAAUACUGGAACUGGAGAAGCACAGCAGUAUGAUGGACUGUGACUAUAAACAAGCUCUUCAAAAGCUGGAUGAACUGCGCAGACACAAAGACCACCUCACAGAGGAGGUAAAGAAUCUGACGCUGAAGAUUGAGCAAGAAACACAGAAACGUAACUUGACUCAGAAUGACUUGAAGGCCCAGAACCAACAACUCAACUCUCUGCGAUCAUCAGAAAAGCAGCUCAAGCAAGAAACAAAUCAUCUACUGGACAUUAAACGCAGCUUGGAAAAACAGAACCACGAGCUACGCAAAGAAAGACAAGACACAGACGGCCAAAUGAAGGAGUUACAAGACCAAUUAGAAGCUGAGCAGUAUUUUUCUACGUUGUACAAGACCCAGGUUCGUGAACUAAAAGAGGAAUGUGAGGAGAGGAACAAGCUCUUCAAAGAAAUGCAACAAUCACUACAGGAACUACAGGAGGAAAGAGAUUCUCUGGCAGCCCAGCUGGAAAUCACACUGACGAAAGCUGACUCAGAGCAGCUGGCACGCUCUAUUGCUGAGGAACAGUACUCUGACCUGGAGAAGGAAAAAAUCAUGAAGGAACUGGAGCUGAAGGAGAUGAUGGCUCGCCAUCGUCAGGAAUUGUCAGAGAAAGACAUCACCAUCAGUUCGUUGGAAGAAGCCAAUAGGACCUUGACGAGUGAUGUCGCCAAUCUGGCCAAUGAGAAGGAGGAGCUUAACAAUAAAAUGAAGGACGCUCUUGAAGAAACAGAGAAGUCAAAUGAUUGGGAGCAGCAGAUCAGCCAGAUGAAGAACACAUUCGAGAAGCAGUUGCAGUCUGAGCGGACGCUGAAGACACAGGCCGUCAACAAGCUGGCAGAAAUUAUGAACAGGAAGGAGGUACGUGGUGGAAGUAGUCGCCGUGGCAAUGACACUGACAUGCGGCGAAAGGAGAAGGAGAACAGAAAGCUCCAACUGGAACUGAGAUCGGAAAAGGAAAAGCUCAACAGCACCAUCAUCAAAUAUCAGCGAGAGAUCAACGAAAUGCAAGCGCAACUGGCAGAUGAGAGUCAAAUGCGAAUUGAGCUGCAGAUGGCUCUGGACAGUAAAGACAGCGACAUCGAACAGUUGAGAAAUCUCCUGCAAUCACUUAGUGUGCAGUCAAUGGACUCUGCCAGCAUCAGUAGUGGACCAGAGUUCGAGGCCGAUGAUGCGUUUACAGAAACAAGGCUUGAAGGAUGGUUGUCCCUCCCAGUACGAAACAACACUAAGAAGUUUGGAUGGGAGAAAAAGUAUGUCGUUGUGAGCAGCAAGAAGAUUCUCUUCUACAAGAGCGAACAAGACAAAGAGCAGUCCAUUCCUUAUAUGGUACUUGAUAUAGACAAACUUUUUCACGUGAGACCUGUCACUCAAACGGAUGUCUACCGUGCUGAUGCCAAAGAAAUUCCAAGAAUAUUCCAGAUUCUUUAUGCCAACGAAGGUGAGAGUAAAAAAGAGCCAGAGUUUCCUGUGGAUCCUCUACCAAUCGGAGAAAAAUCCAGCUACAUCUGUCACAAAGGCCACGAGUUCAUCCCCACACUGUACCACUUCCCUACCAACUGUGAGGCAUGCACCAAACCGCUAUGGAAUAUGUUCAAGCCCCCACCGGCCCUAGAAUGUCGGCGUUGUCACAUCAAGUGCCAUAAGGACCAUAUGGACAAAAAAGAAGACAUCAUUGCUCCGUGCAAAGUGAACUAUGAUGUGUCCACGGCCAAGAACCUGCUGUUGCUGGCCAUAUCCCAGGAAGAGCAGAAGAAGUGGGUGAGCCGCCUGGUCAAGAAGAUCCCCAAAAAGCCACCACCUCCUGAGAACUUUGCACGCUCCUCACCACGAGCUUCCAUGAAAGUCCAGCCCAGUCAGUCCAUGCGGAGGCCCAGUCGACAGCUCCCCACCAGCAAGAGCAGGUCAAAUGGUCUUAAAUUGAUGCGCCAAGACUCCAGCAGUGGACUCUGUUACAACUAACCUCGUGCUGAAGGAUUUGUGGUCCAUCUGGAGGAGGUUUCCUCUUAAACUGAAGACUGUAUACCAAGCUCUUUUGGCCGAUAAGCACACUGAUCUCCACUUCUUCACGACUUCUUCCUCCUGCUUCAGACCACGACUUCCAUCAGCCCAUCUCCAUUCUGUUCAAGCUCGUACGACUGCAAUGGAAAAACUGCAAUCCAUUUAUUGCAGCCAGCGUUGGGGCGCACCCACAAAACAGUGAAGCAUCUACACAUACCUCAACUCUUAAUUGAAGGGCCCAAUACCAAAAUGAUGUCAUCUCAUGUUUUCUCUAUUAGGAAGUAAAAAUAGAAUUACUUUAUCACAUGAAGUGAAAAAAAACACACAAAAUCCUGUAUAAUUUCUUGGUUUAUUCAUUAAUUAUGCUGCUUAUUCAGAUACCAACAUACCUGUUGAAUCGGUCACAAAUGACCAGAAUUUUCUUCCCGGAUCCUGUUAAUCAUACCAACGUGCUCUGUCACCUCGGAGUUAUAUUGUUUACUGAAUUUAAGGGGUGCACCCUUAAUGCUUUCCUAAUCCAAACUCCGCCCCUGUUGUUGUUUGAAUGUAAAAUCUGGGAUGUACCAGAGACAAGACACAAGCAUUGUAUUCCUUCAAUCCAAAUAUACUUGACUGAAGCCCUCUUCUUAACACAAAUGACUGAAAGAUCUUGCAUGUCAAUUUUUUUUUUUUUUUUUUUUAUCACGCACUUAAACAUUGUGGACCCAUGAAGACGUGUAGUUUUGUGUCAUUCUUGACUAUGAAAAGAAGGGAAAUGUACCAAUAAGCGGAGUCAAUAAGGGUUUGUAAUCAUAAUCCGAUGAACGUACUGAGUGGCACUAUUCCAUUUGAAAGUUUUUCUUUAUAAAGUCUUUGUUGUAAUAUUUUUGUAUUAAAAGUAACCAGACGCUAGAGUUUGGCCACAUUGUUUGUGUAUGUGACUUUUAUAGUAGCUGGAGAGACACUAAGUGUUUUGUGUGUGUAUACCAAGUGCUCUCCUUUAACUUAGAAGCAUGUUUUAUACAUAGAAAAUAUACACAGUAUAUAUUUUACAUGCCAUACAGUGCACAUAUUAUUUAUACAGCUGUGUCCACUUUAUGUUUAAGGGCUUUACAUCCAGAUUGCAUGUUGGCUACCAAACAGUUCUCUAUAAUAACCACUUCAACAAUAAAGAUGUGGAUGUGC